Podarcis raffonei (Aeolian wall lizard) is the source of this 3697-nucleotide messenger RNA. RefSeq names its product zinc finger protein 501-like. The transcript is spliced from 7 exons. The coding region runs from base 136 to 3639 and encodes 1167 amino acids. The record is from RefSeq and is a predicted model, not a curated record. Lineage: Eukaryota; Metazoa; Chordata; Lepidosauria; Squamata; Lacertidae. Gene Ontology annotation, biological process: regulation of DNA-templated transcription.
CUGCAUUGUGAGAAGGCUAGAGACUUAUUUCUUCUCCUCUUCCUCCUUUUCUUUUCAAAAAGAAAGCUCAUGGUCUGAGAUGCGGUGAAGUCCAGCCCAUUUCCCCACCCGUCCUACAGAUUCUGUAACAGAACAAUGUAUUUGCUUUGUUGGAUUUGCUGCAGCUUCUCAUUUAGAUGGACAGAACUUGGCAGAAGACCAAAGGGUUCCUUCCGAUCUCUCAGAGGCUUCCUGAGAGCACAGAUGGAUGAGCAAGACUCAGCUGGCUCUGGAACAGGAAGAGGCCAUGCCAUCAAAACUGGGAGCAGUGGGGGAUUCUGGGAAAACUCUGUACAGAAGAUCCUGGGUGAGGAGGACACCCUCUGCUCAGAGGUGCAGAGCCAGCAGGUGAGGCAGUUCUGCUGCCAGGAGGCCAAAGGACCGCGAGAGGUUUGCAGCCGACUCUACCACCUUUGCCAUCAGUGGCUGAAGCCAGAAAGGCACACAAAAGCUGAGAUGCUGGACCUGGUGAUCUUGGAGCAGUUCCUGGCUGUCCUUCCCCUGGAGAUGGAGAGCUGGGUGAGGGACUGUGGAGCGGAGACAAGUUCCCAAGCGGUGGCCCUGGCCGAAGGUUUCCUCCUGAGUCAGGCAGAGGAGAGAAAGCAGGAACAGAGUAAACAGGGAAAGGAUCUCUUUGCAGAAAUGGACCUGGAUUCCUGUGAGGCAGAGAGGCCUCCGUUGGACACCAGAGAGAGGCCACUGGGUGACAGAAGGAUGCCAGCAAGACCUCCUGAUCUGCCUUUUCAUGGGGGCAGAAGGGAAGCAGCGGCUGUGGAACCAGAUCAGGGUCCAGUGUGCUUUGAAGAUGUCGCUGUUCGUUUCACGGACGAGGAGUGGGCGUUGCUGGAUCCUGACCAGAGAGCUCUGCAUAAGGACGUCAUGGAGGAGAAUUGUGGGAUCGUGGCCUCUCUUGAUUGUGAUGAAUUGGAAAUUGAGAGCAAAGGUGACAACGAAAAAUUCCCCAGAGAGGAGAAGCCACACAAAAAUUUGGAGUGUGGAGAAAGCUGCAGUCAGAGCUCCCAUUCCACUUCCCAUCAACAAAAUGUCAUUGGAAAGAAACUCUAUCAGUGCAUGGAAUGUGGAAAGAGCUUCACUCAUAGCUCCUCUCUCACUUAUCAUCAAAGAAUUCAUACAGGGGAGAAACCCUAUCAGUGUGUGGAAUGUGGAAAGAGCUUCACUCAUAGCUCCCAUCUCACUUCCCAUCAAAGAAUUCACACAGGGGAAAAACCGUAUCAGUGUGUGGAAUGUGGAAAGAGAUUCACUCACAGCCACAGUCUCACUUCCCAUCAAAGAAUUCAUACAGGGGAGAAACCCUAUCAGUGUGUGGAAUGUGGAAAGAGCUUCAGUCAGAGCUCCGAUCUCACUAAGCAUCAAAGAAUUCAUACAGGGGAGAAACCCUAUCAGUGUGUGGAAUGUGGAAAGAGCUUCACUUACAGCCACAGUCUCACUUCCCAUCAAAGAAUUCAUACAGGGGAGAAACCCUAUCAGUGUGUGGAAUGUGGAAAGAGCUUCACUCACAGCCACAGUCUCACUUCCCAUCAAAGAAUUCAUACAGGGGAAAAACCCUAUCAGUGUGUGGAAUGUGGAAAGAGCUACAGGAAGAGCUGCUCUCUCACUUCCCAUCAAAGAAUUCAUACAGGGGAGAAACCCUAUCAGUGUGUGGAAUGUGGAAAGAGCUUCAGUCAGAGCUCCGAUCUCACUAAGCAUCAAAGAAUUCAUACAGGGGAGAAACCCUAUCAGUGUGUGGAAUGUGGAAAGAGCUUCACUGAUAGCUCCAAUCUCACUUCCCAUCAAAGAAUUCACACAGGGGGGAAACCGUAUCAGUGUGUGGAAUGUGGAAAGAACUUCAGAAAUAGCUCCUAUCUCACUUACCAUAAAAGAAUUCACACAGGGGAGAAAACCUAUCAGUGCGUGGAAUGUGGAAAGAGCUUCAGUCAGAACCAAAAUCUCACUUCCUAUCAAAGAAUUCAUACAGGGGAGAAACCCUAUCAGUGUGUGGAAUGUGGAAAGAGCUUCAGUCAGAGUGCCAAUCUUACUUCCCACCAAAGAAUCCAUACAAUGGAGAAACUCUAUCAGUGCAUGGAAUGUGGAAAAAGCUUCAGGAAGAGCUCCGAUCUCACUUCCCAUCGCAGAAUUCAUACAGGGGAGAAACCCUAUAAGUGCGUGGAAUGUGGAAAGAGCUUCAGGAAUAGCUCCCAUCUCACUUCCCAUCAAAGAAUUCAUACAGGGGAAAAACCCUAUCAGUGUGUGGAAUGUGGAAAGAGCUUCAGUCAGAGUGCCAAUCACACUAAGCAUCAGAGAAUUCAUACAGGGGAGAAACCCUAUCAGUGUGUGGAAUGUGGAAAGAGCUUCAGUCAGAGUGCCAAUCUCACUAAGCAUCAGAGAAUUCAUACAGGGGAGAAACCCUAUCAGUGUGUCAAAUGUGGAAAGAGCUUCACUGAAAGCUCCUCUCUCACUUUCCAUCAAAUAAUUCAUACAGGGGAGAAACCCUAUCAGUGUGUGGAAUGUGGAAAGAACUUCAGGAAGAGUUCCCAUCUCACUAAGCAUCAGAGAAUUCAUACAGGGGAGAAACCCUAUCAGUGUGUGGAAUGUGGAAAGAGCUUCACUGAAAGCUCCUCUCUCACUUCCCAUCAAAGAAUUCAUACAGGGGAGAAACCCUAUCAGUGUGUGGAAUGUGGAAAGAACUUCAGGAAGAGCUCCUUCCUUGCUUCCCAUCAAAUAAUUCAUACAGGGGAGAAACCCUAUCAGUGCGUGGAAUGUGGAAAGAGAUUCACUCACAACCACAGUCUCACUUUCCAUCAAAGAAUUCAUACAGGGGAGAAACCCUAUCAGUGUGUGGAAUGUGGAAAGAGCUUCAGGAAGAGCUCCUCCCUUACUUCCCAUCAAAGAAUUCAUACAGGGGAGAAACCCUAUCAGUGUGUGGAAUGUGGAAAAACCUUCUCUCACAGCCACAGUCUCACUUCCCAUCGCAGAAUUCAUACAGGGGAGAAACCCUAUCAGUGUGUGGAAUGUGGAAAGACCUACACAUGUAGCUCCUCUCUCACUUCCCAUCGCAGAAUUCAUACAGGGGAGAAACCCUAUCAGUGUGUGGAAUGUGGAAAGAGCUUCACUCACAGCCACAAUCUCACUUGCCAUCAAAGAAUUCAUACAGGGGAGAAACCCUAUCAGUGUGUGGAAUGUGGAAAGAGCUUCAGUCAGAGUGCCAAUCUUACUUUCCAUCAAAGAAUUCAUACAGGGGAGAAACCCUAUCAGUGUGUGGAAUGUGGAAAGAGCUUCAGUCAGAGCUCCUCUCUCACUUUCCAUCAAAUAAUUCAUACAGGGGAGAAACCCUAUCAGUGUGUGGAAUGUGGAAAGAACUUCAGGAAGAGUUCCAAUCUCACUAAGCAUCAGAGAAUUCAUACAGGGGAGAAACCCUAUCAGUGCGUGGAAUGUGGAAAGAGCUUCACUCACAGCCACAAUCUCACUUCCCAUCAAAGAAUUCAUACAGGGGAGAAACCCUAUCAGUGUGUGGAAUGUGGAAAGAGCUUCAGUCAGAGUUCCCAUCUCACUUCCCAUCAAAGAAUGCAUACAAUGGUCAGAAAAACCAUUAUACAGCUUUAGGAGCCAGGCGAAUCCGCACCUUUUUAACCAGGCUUUUGGCUAAUUCACAUCUAAUGCC